Messenger RNA from Penicillium oxalicum, 507 nucleotides. RefSeq lists its product as uncharacterized. The coding region runs from base 1 to 507 and encodes 168 amino acids. NCBI's taxonomy places the organism in Eukaryota, Fungi, Ascomycota, Eurotiomycetes, Eurotiales, Aspergillaceae. The transcript has 3 exons. The record is from RefSeq and is a predicted model, not a curated record.
AUGGUUCCCCUGGCCCCCUUGGUAGUGAUGAUGACUGAUAAGCUAACAACUCCCAAGGCAUUCCGUCUUGACAGCGUGGUCCACGAUCGCAGAUUGGCAGAGACAGCUCGUGCAUCGACCGCUUUCCUCUCACCCACCAACGUCCCGGAUGAGAAGCCCGAAGAGUCCGAAGUCUUAUCUGUGAAGGAAGAGAAGGUAUACGAGACGAAUACUAGUAGGGUUAUUGACCGGAUUCACGACGACUACGAGGAAUACUUAGCACAAGAUCCGAAUUGUAAAGAAUCAAGCUCCACGAUUACACUAAGCGCAGAAAAUAAGACGCCUCGGUUGAACAUUCUAUCACGAACGGCCGUGUUUAUUCAAGAGGAAAGCGGCGAUACCGCCGUAGCUUCAGAUCUAUAUGGUGGAAAUCAGAAUUCAAUACCUUCCAAGGAGCAAGUCAAGAUUACAUUUAUCUUGAAGUCGUUCGACGACUCCUUGCCUCCUGUGGCUAAUGCAGAUCCAUGA